UUAAACAUAAAGUUGAAGAGUUAAAUGCGUGAAGGGUAGACGGACUUUAUAAAAAAUUUGACCUUAGGAUCAUACACAAUAGAUCAGAAACAGAUCCGGUCCGGGGGAAGAAAAAGUCUUCAGCAGUCUUUCUGCAAAUAAAACUUCCGUUCAAUCUUUACUCUCUAAUGGAGACGAGUUUUUCAUCAUUUUAGCUUUGGAAAAACUUCAAUCUCAACCUUCCAUCGAAAUCAAAAUCUUGUUUUUGAAAACGGCAGCUUUUGACGAGAUCUGGUUUACGGAAUGGAAGAAGAGAAAGGAGCGCUGGUGCAGGGCUUGAUCGAUGCGGUGAACCAAAUAGCUUCGAUCGGUGACUACAGUUGCGCCGUGAAGAAGGAGUAUUGCAACCUCGCUAGGAGACUGAAGCUGUUGACGCCAAUGUUCGAGGAGAUUAGAGAAAUCAAAGAGCAAAUCCCUGAAGAAACGGUUAAAGCUUUGGUAUCGUUGAAAGAAGCUCUGGUUUCGGCUAAGGAGUUGCUUAUAUUCGGAAGUGAAGGCAGCAAGAUUUACCUGGUUCUAGAGAGGGAGCAGAUUAUGCAUAAAUUUCAUGAAGUGACAGCUCGAUUGGAGCAGGCUUUGAGUAGAAUUUCCCAUGAGAAUCUUGACAUCCUAGAAGAAGUUAAGGAACAGGUUGAGCUUGUUCUAGCUCAGUUCAGGAGAGCUAAAGGGAGGGUUGAUGUACCUGAUGUUGAGCUGUAUGAGGAUCUAUUGUCACUCUACAACAAGAGCAAUGAUGCAGCAGCAGAUCCAGAGGUACUAAGGAGAUUGGCUGAGAAGUUACAGUUGGUGGGAAUAGCUGAACUUAUGCAAGAAUCUCUAGCUCUACAUGAGAUGGUUUCUGCCAGUGGUGGAGAUCCCGGGGCAAUAUUUGAGAAGAUGUCAAACUUAUUAAAGGAAAUCAAGGAUUUUGUACAGACGGAAAAUCCUAACUUGGAUGCUCCUGCAAGAGAAAAGAAUCUUCCUCCUAGUAGCAGCAGUGCGCAAACAACCACUGUUGCAAAUCACAAGGCCCCAGUUAUACCAGAUGAUUUCCGCUGUCCAAUAUCCCUUGAGCUGAUGAAGGAUCCCGUCAUUGUUUCAACAGGGCAGACUUAUGAACGAUCUUGCAUUGAGAAAUGGCUGGAGCAAGGGCAUCGAACAUGUCCGAAGACACAACAGACUCUUAGUAAUCCUGCUCUUACUCCCAAUUAUGUAUUGCGAAGUUUAAUAGCUCAAUGGUGUGAGGCAAAUGGCAUUGAACCGCCCAAAAGGCCGAGUAGUUCUCAGCCCAGUAAAGCCAAAUUUGCCUGCUCGCCUGCUGAACUUACCAAGAUUCAAAUUCUCCUCUGUAAGCUCUCAUCCAGCAAUCCUGAAGACCAAAGAAUGGCUGCAGGUGAAAUCCGUCUUCUUGCUAAACGCAAUGCAGAUAAUCGUGUAGCCAUUGCUGAAGCUGGGGCUAUACCUCUCCUUGUAAAAAUCCUUUCAACACCUGACUCACGCACCCAAGAACAUGCUGUGACAGCACUUCUUAACCUUUCUAUUUGUGAAGAUAACAAAGGAAGUAUCAUAUCCUCUGGUGCAGUUCCUGGUAUUGUCCAGGUGCUUAAGAAGGGGAGCAUGGAAGCUAGAGAAAAUGCAGCAGCCACCGUCUUCAGCCUUUCGGUAGUGGAUGAAAAUAAGGUGGCAAUUGGCGCCUCGGGAGCAAUCCCUCCACUAGUGACACUGCUAAGUGAAGGCACACAAAGGGGCAAAAAGGAUGCGGCAACAGCACUCUUCAACUUGUGCAUUUACCAAGGGAACAAAGGAAAAACUGUGAGAGCUGGAGUUAUACCUACGUUAAUGCAUUUGCUGACAGAACCUGGAGGCGGAAUGGUGGAUGAGGCAUUGGCCAUACUUGCAAUUCUUGCUAGCCAUCCUGAAGCAAAGUCCGCCAUUGGAGCAGCAAAGGCUAUGCCAGUUUUGGUAGAUUUUAUUGGAAAUGGAUUGCCGAGGAACAGAGAGAAUGCGGCUGCUGUUUUGGUGCACCUUUGUGCCGGAGACCAACAACAUCUAGCAGAGGCUGAGGAACUAGGCGUGAUGAGUCAUUUGGUGGACUUGGCACAAAAUGGUACGGAUAGGGGCAAGCGGAAAGCUGCUCAACUGCUCCAGCGCUUAAGCAGAUUUGUUGAGCAGCAAAAGCGGUCACAGUCCCAAGCUGAGGCCCAAGCAGAGCAGUCCCUAUCUCAGUCUCAUGCUCAGUAGCCAUGACUGCCUCCUGUGCCAAAUGCUGUUGAUGGCCGAGUAUCAUUUUGCCUUAAUUUUAUGUUUGUUUUGGUCACCUUGUUCCAUUCUAUGUAUUUAAAGGAGGCGGCUUUGCUUCAUGGUGGAAGAUCACCUGUCUGACCCCCAAGUUAUUCAUUUGUUUGUGUGGAAGAAUACAUCAUUCACAGAACUAUCGAAGUUUGUAAAGAAAAAAAGAGCGCAAAAGGAAAGAAAAGGUCCGAGUUUGUGCUUAAAUGUAUGUAAAUUUGUACCAUUGUAACAUUGCACGACUGUAAUCAUCCUCAGAUUUUUUAGAGUGAUGUUUCUUGUAUUGCAAUCAAA
Gossypium arboreum is the source of this 2601-nucleotide messenger RNA. RefSeq names its product U-box domain-containing protein 13-like. Gene Ontology annotation, molecular function: ubiquitin-protein transferase activity; protein binding. The record is from RefSeq and is a predicted model, not a curated record. The transcript is spliced from 4 exons. The coding region runs from base 283 to 2259 and encodes 658 amino acids. Gene Ontology annotation, biological process: protein ubiquitination; cell surface receptor signaling pathway. Gene Ontology annotation, cellular component: nucleus; cytoplasm. NCBI's taxonomy places the organism in Eukaryota, Viridiplantae, Streptophyta, Magnoliopsida, Malvales, Malvaceae.